CGCUGAUUUUGUCUAAUAAGACACUUUUGUUUACAUUUAUUUCUUCUGUCCUUCUUGCAAACUUUACAAAGAGCUGACGUUUUUUUGUUUUUUGCACUCGUUACAAAAUGAGUUGCUAUGGAUGCAGUCGCAAAUAUGGUCUCUUCUGCAAGGAGCACGGUUGUCCCAACUGCGGUUACUCCUACUGCGCCAAGUGCCUGAAGAGGCCAAUGCCGGUGCCACGUCAAGCCAACAAAGUGCUCAACGUCUGCCUCAUCUGCUAUGACAAAUUGUCGAAAAUGCAGGCGGUCGCCGAUGCCGAAAAGGUUGUGGACUGUGAAGCUCUGCCUGGUGAGCUGGUGACCAAGUUGCGUCUGCCCCCAAAGAGCACAGACAUCGAGGCAGCUGAUGCGCUUUUCGACAACGUGCUGCCUUCGGAGGAACUGGCUGCUGUGCUGGCGCCCAUAAGCACUACGGCGCCUGACGAGGUGACAGCAGCUCCAACAGCUGCAACUACAGAUAUUGACGAGAAUCUGGACAGCGCCAUAAGCAAACGUUUGCAAAAUCUAAAGGCUGUGGAGUCGACUGAUGACGAGAUACGUGCACGUCUCUCCAGUUUGAGUGGCAUGCCGCAUCAAAAGAACUAUGAUAAAAAGGAUCUUCUGUUGUCGACGGACAAACGAAGCGAUCAGGACAAGAUCAAGGAUCUGCUGCAACAGUUCAUGGGUGAAACUGAGCUAGAUCAACGCAUCGAUGUUGAACGCACUGAUGCCAUUUCUGAUAUUGAAAGACGUUUACGCGCUUUACGCGAUGCUCCCAUUGAGGGUGGAACUGGAGCUGGAGCUGCAGCCAGCACAUCGGCCACUAAUACUCCCAGCGACAAUGAGGAUGAGAAUGAUGAAACUGUUUUGCAAAAUAUCAUGAAAAAGUAUGUCGCUGAAUCACGUUUGCCGGCAGAGGCUGUUCUGGACGCGGAACUGGGUACGACACCCAAACCUAGCACUAAUGACACCGAGGAGCUGCCCUGGUGCAACAUCUGCAAUGAGGAUGCCGUCUUCCGUUGCCUUGGCUGUGAUGGCGAUCUCUUUUGCGCUCAAUGCUAUCGGGAAUGCCACGACGAUGAGGAAUAUCGUGCCCAUGUCAAGCAGAAGUACACAAUGCCACCAAAAUUUAAAGAGAAUCAUUUCUGAAACAUUUAUGUUACCAAAGUUUUGUUGAAUUUUAUUUUACUCUCAUUUAUGCUUUGUUUUUCUGUUCAUUUUUAAACUCGUUCUCCAAGUAAAUUAGCUAGUUUUUUAAGCCUGUGUACAUACAUGUGAAUAUGUACUAUAACUGUCAAUAUUAAAAUAUUAUUUGUUAAGCUAUAAA
Messenger RNA from Drosophila innubila, 1347 nucleotides. RefSeq names its product abscission/NoCut checkpoint regulator. The record is from RefSeq and is a predicted model, not a curated record. Bases 108 to 1169 code for a protein of 353 amino acids. Gene Ontology annotation, cellular component: cleavage furrow; midbody; centrosome. NCBI's taxonomy places the organism in Eukaryota, Metazoa, Arthropoda, Insecta, Diptera, Drosophilidae. Gene Ontology annotation, molecular function: phosphatidylinositol-3-phosphate binding; metal ion binding. Gene Ontology annotation, biological process: abscission; mitotic cytokinesis checkpoint signaling. The transcript has 4 exons.